GGUGCGUUUUCAAAUUCGAUGCGCGCAUUUGCAGCAUGUCUGCACCGGGGAUCGUACGGGGGGGGGCUGUCUUCCCGGUGUGUGCCCCCACUUUCCCCGGUCUCCUCCUCCUUAUUCCGCCGACCCCCCCGACGUAACUAAAGGUUGGGCGGGUGGAGAUGGAGGAGGAGGAGGAGGCGAGGAAGAGGAAGCGAAACGGGGGUGCCCAUUUUCUUCCUUUGCAGACGGAUCUCUGGCUUGGGUUGCAAUUUGCAAGCGGAGCAUGUGUAUUGGUAUAGGAAGUGUCUUUUUUUUUAAAAUAAAUAAAAGCCGGGCUAUUCAAAAGAGGGAAAGAUUAUUAAGAAUAAUACGUUAAAAAAAUAAAUAAAACAAAACACCCCUUUUGGUGCAAAAAGACCUCCGGCCAACAAUGAUUUAAUGAAAAUAAAGGCGAGGGCAAAAAGGAGCUUUUUUUUUUCCUCCCUUUUUCCCCCCCUCCGACUUUCUAGUUUUGCGGCUGCCUGAAAUUUUUUUUUUCCUCCUCUCUUUUUCUUCCCCUCUCGGAGUCCAGGCGAAGCUUCCGAUUUCUCCCUUUUUUGCAGAUCUGCAGAAUAUGGCGUCCCCGUUUCUGUUUUAAAAAUAAGCGAGGCUGCCAUUUUUGUUUCCCCUUUUGUCUGCAAAUUUUAAUAAUAAUAAAAAAACUGUCUUGAGAGUGUUGGAGAGGCAGCCCAGGGGGGAACCGGGGGCACCUGAAAAGGGGUGUUUUGCUUUGUUCUGCGGUUUUAUGCUUUUUGGGGAGGGGAGUUGGCGUUGUUGUAAUUUUGCUUUGCUUUUGUGUUUGUGAGUCUGGGAUGUUGCACUGUUGUUUUUGCUUCUUGCACUGUGAAUUGAGUGUCGAUUGCACUUUUAUUUAAGGGGAGAGAAAAAAAGAAAUGGCUGUUUGUUUAUUUUAUAUUUUUUAGAUCUGAAGUUAACUUACGCGAAAGUUGGCUAUGAAAAUAUUGCAUAAAAAAGGACACCCCCUCUCUCCCAAGUGACUCUUGAGUUGUACAGUUUUCUUUCCUUUUUCCCCCUUUCGGAAUAUUUAAGGAGUGGGGGGGGGGUUGUUUCUUUUCUUCAUGCCUUUUCUUUUAAUGGGGUAUUGUGCUCGCUUUCUUAAAACAGCUUUUGCAAAUGCCACGUUUGCCGAGGAAUAGUUUGGAAAUAAGCUGUUUGAAUUGGAAUGUGGUAUUUUCUCCUGGUGUGGAACCUGCAGCUUUUUAAAAAAAUAUUGGAGAUCCUGUCUCUCUCUCUCCCCACCCCCCUACCCCACUUUUGCAGUUCUGUAGAGAAAGGUCUGUACAGUUUCAGAGAAACAUAAGGUUUUAUAUAUGUGCACGUAUAUUUAAUGUCUCCAUGUGCAUUUGUCUCCCCGUAUAUGUGGUGUUUGGUCUAGACUUAAAUUUUAAGAUGUUUGGUGGCCGAAUCUUGUGUGUGCUAAUUUGCCAUUGGACUUAGAAAAAAGAAGCAAUGUAUCCUAAGAUAAGCAUGGAUUUAUUUUUGGACGGUAGUGGGGAGGUGGCGACAGUGGUUGGGAAAUAAAUGUGCUGGGUUUUUAAAUUUUAUUUAUUGCUCCUCCAGUGGAAUGGUGCACUGUGUAUGGAUCUGUCAGGCAUAACUCCACGUCCUUUUGUUCAGUUUUGCAAGACAGUAUGCCUUUUGGAGACUUUCUGCCCCAAAUGCCACAAUUUGACCCACCCACCCCAAAUGCCGGGUCGGGUUAGGUUGGAUUGGGUGCCUGUUCUUGAAGCAGGCCGGCAGGGAGGCCUUAGAAGAGGUGGAGGCGUUCUCAAGAGGCAGCACACAAGUUUUUGGGCCAUCCUGGGGCUGGACAUUGCUGAGAGAGGGGUUCAGAGAGCCCUGGCGUGUGCAUAUAGUUGAUCUAUUUGGCAUCUUAAGACAUUGGUUGCUUUUGUCGGUGGCAGAGAAUAGGAACUUAGCAGGUCAGGUAAGACUCGGUGAUAGAGAUGAUGUGGUUUUGGCUCCUCCUCAAGCAAGGCCAGCUAACGUUGGUGUAUGAGUUUGCAAGCUUUCGGGUCACACAGAGCUCUUCUCGAUAAUACAGGACUCCUUACACCAAGAGGAAUUGGCUUGGUAUUUCCUGUUCUGUGUUUAUUUGGCUGAUCAUUCAUGUUGCUGUUGUAUUUUGGGGGAUGGGGCUCAAUCUCUGAGAACUGGGCCCUCCUUCAUGUUUAGGAGCUGUGGUUUCAGACCACGCAUUCGUGAACAAAUACAGACCUGAUCCUUAAGUUACCAGUAUGUGAUUAUGGGGAGAAGCCGAAAGAAUACCCCAGUAAUUCCCAAAGCAUCUACUGCGGGAGAACCAGUAAUGUGCUGCUAAGAAUGAGAAUCUCCAGGGAGGAGGUUGCUCGUUGUGUCUCUGCAUUAUUUACAACUCAGGCCUUGCUUCCUGGGGACGGGCAACUCUAAAAAGUCUCAUAAUUUGGUAUGAUGGGAUCAUUCCCAGUGUAGACUGCUAACCAAAAUCACCAACACUCUAAAGGAGGCUGGCUGUUGCAUCUCUGCAUUGGUAACCACCUCAGGCUUCCAGUGAGGAGUCGCAUCUCAAACAGUGACUCAUGCAGAAGCACAGAAGUAGACUCCUGGGUUCGUGAUUCUUAGAAAAACUGGUUUGGGGGUGUGGGAAGAAUGAGGGUUCUUAUGUAUCAAACAAUGUGUUCGUGAACAAAUUGGGCCCACUCCUGGUCGUGGAUAUAUUUGUAGGGGAAUGAAUGAAGGAUCUGAUAUUCAGUGCACCGGUUAAUUUUUCCUCCCUUUACCAGUAUAACACUGGUAGAAAAACCAAGAAAUGUUUGGUUUGCAUGCUGUGUUGCUGUUAUUUCUCUUGUUCCCAACUUCACCCAGAUUGGCUUCCUCCUGGAGAACAUCCCCCCCCCCCGGCCCAUCCUCUUUUCCCUCACAAAAAUCGUCCACGGGGGUCAAACACACCCACUCCCCUCCACAGAGUGACCAGCAACCAAGGCUUCGAUGGAGCCUUUUGUCUUGCCUCUUGCUGGAAGAUUCUGUGGGAAAGGGCACUUGGUUCCGCUCCUCCAGCAGAGAGGCCUUGGCAAAGCGACUUAUUUUGAGGGAAAUGCUCCUCGUGCGUUCUCCUUCCUGGUGGAGAUGCUUAUAUGAUAGUUGAUGGUGUGAACUAAAGCCGCCAGUCAAUGAGGGCAAAUGGAGUAAACGGCAGCGCACUGCCGCGCCGAAUACAGCCAUUAAACCGAACUCAUGGGAGACAGGCGGAUAGAUAAAUGGCUUCUUGGAAAGUGCUCCUAGUUGAGGAAACAGCUCCGGCAUCAUGCUUGUACAGGACGGUUGUUGUUGACCGAGCGCAUGUGGGUCAGCCGGAGACGUUUGUUCCUUCCAUUUAAACAUAAGAACAUGAGGAGAGCUCUAGUGGAUCAGGCCAGUGGCCCACCUAGUCCAACAUCCACUUCAAACAGGUGCAGAAACCCACAAGCAGGUCCCAUGCACAAGCGCACUCUCCCCUCCUGUGGCUUCCAGCAACUGGGAGUCAGAAAGCAUUACUGCCUCCAGCCCUGAAGGUGCAACAUAGCUUUGUGCCUAGCAGCCAUUUCACCCUCUGGAGGAGGGGUGGUGGUCAUGGUUCAGGGCCCCAUCACCCACAUCUUGGCUGCCCAGAACCUCGUUGGGAAUCUCGGGGUGUGUGUGUGUGCAACCAGUAUUCAAAAUUAGCCAGGUGCGUUUUGCGUCUGGCGCAGGUCCAGUUGCGACCAUGUGGAGAUCUCAGGGGGGGCAGGUUGGCGACUGAGGAAAGCAAAAGGUCACUUAGAGAAGGAUCUGAAAUGUUUUCCUUGAAGCCUGGAUUUGUUUUACUCGGCAUUGUUUGAUCUGGAGGUGUUGCGACCUGCUUUUGAGAGUUGUUCUUUAAAAUAUAAAGCGAUAUAGAAAUGAAAUUAAUAAUAAUAAUUAUAACAACCGCAAACAUCAAUGGAGAAAAAUGAUGCCUGGACAUUCUGUUGUGAUGACUGUAACCUAGGUUUACGGUGCCUUUUGGCGAUUAGAGAAUAUAUCUUGAGUUUCUAAAUUUGCAUGUGACAGUUGCAUGGUUCCCUUGCUGCUCAUACAAGGUGGAUCAGCAAAUGAUCUCCCUUUGAUCAUAUAUUUAGUGGAGCAGGAAUAGCGGGAAGAACUUAGCUCUGGGCUUUUUCUCCCCUCAGAGCGCUGGUGUCUGCUGCCCUCCUGGUUCUGGCAAAUGGAUGAGAUGAUAAUGAGGCUUUCAAGUUUUACUACCGAUUAGUAUAGACCAGUCUGUGCCAGCUUUUGAAAAAUCUGGGGCCACAGUGCCCAUCAUCCCUGACCAUCUGGCCAUGGUGGCAAGAGUUCAACAAUAUAUGGUGGGCAGCAAAUUGGAGGAGGCUGGUGUAGAGGGGGUGGAAGAAUAAGGAAAAUAAUGGAGGAGAUACUCAAAAGGUAGAGCACCUGCUUUUUAUGCAGAAGCCCCUGGGUUCAAUCCCCAAAUGGCGUCUCUAGGUAGGGCUGUGAUUGUUGCCUGCCUCAAAUCCUGGAGAGCCACUGGACAGUGUAGACACUGAGCCAAGUGAACCAGUUGUCUGGCUCCGUAUAUGCCAGUUCCCGUGUUCCUAAUUCAUGGUAGUAGUUUAAAUGGCAAGACCUUGGGAGAUGGUUUGCAUUUCUGUUUAGAAGUUAAAGGACGCAUGUUUAGCCUGGAGAAGAGAAGACUGAGAAUUGAUAUGAUGGUCAUCUUCAAAUCUCUGAAGGGCUGUCACAUCAAAGAUGGAGCAGUAUUGUUUUCUGCCACUCCAGAGGGUAGGAACCAAACCAGGGGAUUCAAAUGAUGAGAAAGGAGAUUCUGACUAAACAUGAGGAAGAACUUUAUGGUGGUUAGAGCUGUUCAACAGCAGAACAGGCUCCCUCGGAAAGUGGUGGACUCACCUUCAUUUGAAGUACUUAAGCCAAGGUUGGGUGAGCUUCAGUCAGGAAUUCUUCAGUAGGGGGUUGGCCUAGAUGACCCUUGUGGUUCCUUCCAGCGAUGCAGUUCCAACUUCCAACGGGCUUGUGCUGAAGCUCAAAUGUGUCUUCCUACAAGUUAGAGCAACAUGGCCAGAAGUGAGCUCCUCUGAGUUCAUGGAAAAUUCUCAGGUAACUCUUGUGUAGCAUUGCAGUUGUGCUGCCUGGUUGAUCAAGGUUGUGAUCCCAGCUCCGCGUCUGUUCACUCGCCUUGCUGCAGCCAAAUUCCAACAGGCUGUCGUCCAUCUAAUAUUCUAUGACUCUCGCAGAUCCACACAGCCAUCUGCAUUGAUACACUCUCCUUGGGAGCAUAGCUAUGGGCUGGUUUCAAAACGAACCACUUCGUUGCUUUUCGAGAAGUUUGAAGCUUGAGCCCCACUCCUAGUAUAUAGAGAUAAUAUUGUGAUGAUGAUGCUUAGCGGGUUUGCAGCAUACUGGAGUUUUAGGUACAUGAAUUGCCCUGUAAGGCUGGCUGGUAUUAUCCUCUCUGUACUGUAUUGCGGUUGGGGCUGAGGCUUAGAUGUUGGCUUGCUGUAGGCUGCCUCUUCUGUGGGUCACUGGCCAUUGCUGGCUGGGGCUGAUUGGAGUUGGGUGUACAGAUUCAAAAGCAGCUAAUUCGCAGUUGUAGAAUUAAGGAGCAGGAUUGGGAGCAGUUAAGAAGCUUAAGAACAACCUCUUUCCAUAUGAACCAAACCAGGUCCUGCAAAUGUCAUCUGGGCCCCCUCUUUCAUGUUCCCCUUCCAUGGGAGAUCUGGGGAGUGGCAACAGGAGAAGGGGCCUUUUCAGUGGUGGCUCCUCAUUCGAGGAAUACUCUCCCUGGGGAGGCUCUUGUUACAUAUCUUUAGGCAUCAGGCAAAAACUUUCCUCUUUAGCCAGGCAUUCGGUCUUCUAUAAGUCUGGCCUUUUGAGUGUGGGAGAAUGUUUUAAAAUGUAUCUUUAAUGUAUUAUUUUAAUUUGUUUGUUUCUUUGUUUUGGUUUUAAUGUAUCUGUGGGGUUUUGUUUGUUUAUUUGGUUGGAAGUUGCUUUGAGUUGCCUUUGGCAACUCAAUUUAAUAAAUAAUCAACUCAAUUCAAUUAAUAAAUAAUAAACAAACAAUAAAUUCAAUGAAUAAUAAUAAUAAUUGUAGGGUCAUAUUUAAUAUCUGUAGCCCAGGAUCAUAUUUCCAGCUCAAACGUUUAGUUAGAUGCAAGUUAUUCCGGCAUAAAUCAUACAAGGAGACAGACCAGGGAAGAAUAGUUAAAUGUUGCUUGUCUCUAGUACAGUGGAACCUCUACGAAUUUAAUGCGUUCCAAACGCACAUUUGUAAGUCGAAAAAAAUUGUAAGUCAAAUCCCACAGGAAUGCAUUGGGAGAAAAAAUUCAUAAGUCAAAGCAACCCUAUCUAAAAAUUCGUAAGUAGAAAAAAUCCUAUCUAACCCACAUCCAAGAUGUCGGACGGAGCUCCAUUCGUAAGUAGAAAUAUUCGUAAGUAGAGUUAUUCAUAAGUAGAGGUUCCACUGUAUUUGAUAUUCAGCUGCUCAUUUUUUUUUAGAAAAACCUCAAAGCAGUUUACAGAAAAGAUGAAAGAAUAAAAUUAUCACUAAAAAAACGGUGGCAAUAAUUGAAGAUAUUCAAAAAGUUGAAAUAACAAGACUAAAAGAAGAUUUAAGACUUGCAUCAACUUUCUCAACAUCUGAGUUAAGCACCCAUCUCCCACUCAGUAAAUCUUGCCUAAGGGACCCCUGACCAUUAGGUCGAGUCUUGACCGACUCUGGGGUUGCGGCGCUCAUCUCGCGUUAUUGGCCAAGGGAGCCAGCAUACAGCUUCCAGGUCAUGUGGCGAACCAGAGCAGUGCACGGAAAUGCCAUUUACCUUCCCACUUGGAGCGGUACCUAUUUGUCUACUUGCAGUUUGACAUGCUUUCGAACUGCUAGCUUGGCAGGAGCUGGGACUGAGCAACGGGAGCUCACCCCGUCACGGGGAUUUGAACCACCGACCUUCUGAUCGGCAAGCCCUAGGCUCUGUGGUUUAACCCACAGUGCCACCCACAUCCCUAAAUCUUGCCUACCUGUGCUUUAAAAUUGGGAGGGGGGGAAUAAGUUUGGGAACCCUGUUGUUUCCCUGCUAAUGGGUAGUUUCUCUUAAAAUGUUGGGUUUGGGGCUACAAGUGGCCCACUGGGCAGUUUCUGGUAGGCUCUGAGGCCUUCCUGAAAAGCAUGGGUCCUACUGGGAUUUCCCUGGCACGUGCUAAAGAGGCAAGCUGUUUUUCAGGGCUCGUUUCAAGACUUGGAAUGAAAAGAAGCUGGCCUCUUCAGCGCUUCAUGUGGCAAAGUGACAUUUAAUUGGAAGGAUGAAGAAAUGGACGGGGUGACGUGAGGAUACCUGGGGUGCCAUAUAGUAGGAAGAAAAAGAGAGAGGGACUUUCACAUCUCUUCUAUAACGACCCUAAGUCAUUGUUCAAGCGCAGGCCAAAUAUUUUUAGGGCCCAUCUUAUUUUUAUGGUUGCAAGUUAUUUUGUGGUUGUGGUUUAACCAUCAGUCCUUCCCAGGGAACUCUGGGAAUUGUUCAAAGUGGCAUCCUCAUGCUUUAAAAGACUGGUGUGGAUGUGACCCAAAGUUCCCCAAUUGCAGUGGGCCUACCCUGGGUUAUGGCAUCACUUUGUACUUUGUACCCAGAGCAGAUUGAGUUUAUUUUGACACCUGGCAGAAAAAUCCCAGAAAUCCUGUCUCUGGCAGCAAUUAAUUAAUCAAAGGGCUAACUGCUUGACAUCCUAGCUGAUUUGCCUGAGGCGGCCACCUCAGCGGCCUACACAGAGGUGGGGAGCCUGUGAGGGCUCUCCCAGAUGUGGUAGGCCUCCAGCUGCCAUCAGCCCCCAAAGCAGGACCAAUGGCUGGAGGUGAUGGGAGCUGGAGUGGUUGCUUGGCAACCGGCUGGUGGGCUUCCCUAUCAAGCCCAAGUCACUGGGACGGUUCAGGGGAGAGCACAGGAAGUCUCUAGGAAACAACCCUUUUGGCAUUCCCUUCAAACAUACAUUUUGCCACCUAGUGCCUCAGCAGCUAUUUUUACGCCAGGCUCGCCUAUCUGUUCCUCAGGAGUAGCAGCAGGGUAAACUGAGGCGGGUUUGUGGGCCUUUCAGAGUAAUGCUGCCUAAUUCUGGCGGAUCAGAUAGACUGCUCCUGAUGGAAGCUUACAGUCACCCUGGUCAGUAGCCAUCGACAGCUUUUUUUCCCCUCCCUUAAUUUCUCCAAAACCUACCUCCACUCCUUUGAAGCUGCCUAAAUCAGUGACACAGCUCAGGCAGCAAAUGCCAUUGUUUAACUACUUGAUCCAUUCACUGGGAACUGCAAGGUUGGACUUUUGCAAUGCCGUCUGCUUGGCUCGGAAGCUGCAGCCGGGGCAAAAACCAGCAGAUAGGUUGUUAAGCAGGCCGGCUUGCCAAGGACGUGUCACACCAGUUCUAAAGGAGUUCCACCUGGCUGCCAAUAUGCCACCAAACUCAAGGUGUGUGCACUAAAAUUUAAAGCCCAGUGCAGCUUCGAAUGUGGGUGCUUGCUUUAUUUAUUUGCAUUUAUUUAUUUUAAAAUAUACGUUCCUUUUCUGGGGGAAGACCACCUAAAGCAUCUCAUGACAAUAAAGACAAGUAAAAAGAAAAAUUAGUGUGACUGAAACCAGGAAGGAAACCUAAGAAUAAAACAGAAGGAAAACAAGAACAGACACAAAUAGCACCACCAUAUUCCAGCUUUCAUCCAGUCUGUGGGACAGAAUAUCAUUCAGGGGAAAGCCAACGAAGGAGCUUCCAUAAAACCUGGAGAGUUGCCUCCCUACUGGGAGGGGGUUACAAAGGUGCAGCCUCAGAUGGAGUGGAAGCUGUGUGUGGCCUCCCUGGGAAGCCGGUUCCGCAGCUGUGGUGCUACCACCAAGUGAGCUCUGCUUGAACCCCACCUGGUUUUAAAUCAUGCAAAGCAGGGACACCAGCACAUCUCAAGGAAUAGGAAGAUGCUGAUGGAUGGAGACAUUAUUACAGGCAGGUUGGAUCUGUGCCAACAUCUGGAACUGGAGGCAGCUGUGUAGUUUGAGACCUUUAAAACUACUCUGCCACCUGCCCAGACCUAUAUAUCUCAGUGAUUUGUAGCUAGAAGGAAAAGACCUGCUGGCUGGUUGAACAUUCCAGAUGUUACAUUAGGUUCUAGGGAGCUCCUUGUGGAUAUGGCGCUGGUAAAGUAAAGCUUUGCUUCUGUUGGAAGAGAGGAGAUACCUUUCUACCCUUAGAAUUUGUUUUACAGGGUUUAAGAUUCAGUAGUUUCUAUAACCUUGACAAACUGUUCAUCAAAUUGGUGAAAAUUGAUUCAUGCAACUUCGGAUCUCGAAUGGUAGAUUUUCUUGUUGUUUGUGUUAUGCUCAUUCUCUCUUUGAGUUGUAUAUUCAGUAUAAGUUUAAGAAGAAAGGAAAGGAGAUAGUAGAAAACAGUUUUUGUAAGUUUCCUCUGCAUGGAGCCGAUUUUUACCAGGCCAGUGGCUAUUUGCAUGCCUGAUGCAGUACAAAUGAUCCAGAAGCAGAGUCCAGAAUCUGGGCUUCACUAGCUCGGGACUGUAGCCCUGUGUGUGUUUUUCCCCCUCCUUGAAUGUUCAGGGUUCGUUUUCAUUAGUAACAACCCUACUAGUCAUAAAGGCUAAGCUGUGGAUUCACAGUCGGAGGCAGCGUCCCUCUGAAUAUCAGUGUGCCUCUGAAUACCAGUUUCUAGAAAUCACAGAUGGACAGAGUGCUGUUUCACUCACCUGAUGCUGGACUAGAUGGGCCAUUGGCCUGAUCCAGUAGGUUUACGGAAUACAGGAGGGGAGAGCGCUCUUGUGCUUGGCUCCUGCUUGCAGGUUUCCUGUUGGGGCACCUGUUGGCUAGACUUGUGUGCAACUGCAACACCUGUUUGUUGCAGAAAAAUCGCGGACAUGUUUUGAGGAUGCACAUUCUCUGUUGUUCUGGCUUUGGCAUUAUCCAAAUUUAUGAAGAGCCUGCUGGCUCAGGCCAAUCUCUAUCCACUCUCUCCAUGCUGUGUUUAAUUUUAUAAAUGUGUAUCGUGCUGCCUCUCUCUCACUCGACUUUUCUGUAACCUAAAAAGUCCCAAGUGCUGUAGCAUUUCUUCAUGGGGGAGUUGCUCCAUCUCCCUUUGAUGCUUUUGGUUACCCUAUUCUGACAUUGUAUGGGGGGGGGGGGCCUCUGAGACCCCAUUGGCAGCCUGAUGAAUGCACACGAUAUAGCACGCUGGAACAUGGGAAAACCAGUGAUAGUCCUACUCAGAGUAGACAUGCUGAAAUGAAUGGACAUUCCUGCCUUAGGUUCAUUGAUUUCAGUGGGUGUAUUCUAAGUAGGAUUUGGUUGGAUACAGCCCAGGGCUGCCAUCCACAGCUAAGUUUGGCAGCAUUUGUAGUUCCAGGCCAAGGCUUAAUCUCUAGAGACUGGCUCCCUUUUACAAGAGAGGUGACAGGACAGCUUAAUUUGUUAUUUAAUCCUCCACACCACAUUUCCUCUCCAGUUGCUCUCAAAUCUUGUGCUUAGUCUUUUAAAUUUUUGAGCAAUAAUUUUUUUCUGAUGCCCUGCCAUUCCAGGUGCCAGCUCCAAGUUUUAUUUAUAUAUUGCGUUUAUAUCUCACCCUUUCUCUAAGCGGCUUGAAGUGGCAUACACAGUUCUCCCUCCCCCACAAAGAAAUUUCUUUAUCUUUAUCCUGUGAGGUAACGUGGGCUGAGAGACAGUGACAGGACCCCAAAUUGAGCUUCAUGGCUGAGUGGGGGAAUUUGAAAUCUGCUCUGUCCCAAGUCUUAGUCCAGGUCUUAGUCCGUCACUCAGAUCUCUAACCACUACGCCACAUUGCCUCUCUAAUUGGCACUACCCAACACUCUGGCUCCUCCCCGGUCAUUUUUUCCUCAUCAGUUCUAUACGCACAAGCACUAUUUUGAAUCGGUCUUUUCCUGCAGUCAAAACACCUCAGUUGUAAAACCAGAGAGAAGUGGUGCAAAUAGCCCGUAUCGAGUGACCCAGAGGUUGGUCCUGACUGGCAUUUCCCUCCACGAGUUGAGAGGUAGACUGCCUCUGGACUUGGAGGUUCUGUUGAGCUAUGGGGGGCUUACAGGACCAUCCGCAGCUCAAGAGCUCAGCUUGGUUCUCUCUCUCUCUCCAGGGGUUGGGCAGUGUUUGCCAGCGUAUCCCUCCCCAUCGGCGAACCUGCCAUUUCUGCAUGGGGGGAAAACAAACAUCUUAUUUAUUUCUCUUUAUUUCAGCAAGGCGAGACAGAGGGGGCCUCAAAAGCAGAGCAGUCCCACAUGGGGCCCUAGCUUGUUUUAACAACAGUUGGGUAGGAGCUGGCGAAGGCCUGUGAAACCCCCAGGCCAGCCUUGGGCACUGGUGCUCGUACCUGCCUGCACCAGCGGGGGACCGUCUGCCGCCCGCCAGCCUGGAGCACCAUCUACACGUCUCCUCGGGCAGCUGCGGCCACCGGGCUUCCGAGGCCAGCCUGAUGGCGGAGCCGCGCUUUAACAACCCCUACUUCUGGCCACCCCCUCCCACAAUGCCCAGCCAGCUGGACAAUCUAGUUCUCAUCAACAAGAUCAAGGAACAGCUCAUGGCAGAGAAGAUCCGGCCCCCCCACCUGCCCCCGACUUCCGUGUCUUCCCAGCAGCCUCUGCUGGUGCCCCCCUCACCUGCCGAGGGGAGCCAGUCCAUCAUGUCUAUCCCCAAGCUGCAGCAGGUCCCUGGGUUGCACCCUCAGGCGGUCCCCCAGCCUGACGUGGCCCUGCAUGCCCGCCCGGCCACCAGCACCGUCACAGGUUUGGGGCUGGGGUCCCGUGCCACGGCCGUCAGCACCUCGGAAUCCAGCGCCGGGACGGGCACCAGCACUCCCUCCACCCCCACCUCCACCACGCAGAGCCGCCUCAUUGCCUCUUCGCCCACCCUCAUCUCAGGGAUCACCAGCCCCCCGCUCUUGGACUCCAUCAAGACCAUUCAGGGUCACAGCCUGCUGGGGGCGCCCAAGGCGGAGCGUGGCCGCAAGAAGAUCAAGGCAGAGAACCCCACGGGGCCCCCCGUCCUGGUGGUGCCCUACCCCAUCUUGGCUUCGGGCGACAUCGGCAAAGAAGGGAAGACAUACAGGUGUAAAGUCUGCCCCCUCACUUUCUUCACCAAGUCAGAGAUGCAGAUCCACUCCAAGUCCCACACAGAGGCCAAGCCCCACAAGUGCCCCCACUGCUCCAAAUCCUUCGCCAACGCCUCCUACCUGGCGCAGCAUUUGCGCAUCCACCUGGGUGUCAAGCCCUAUCACUGCUCCUACUGCGAGAAAUCCUUCCGCCAACUUUCCCACCUCCAGCAACACACCAGAAUUCACACCGGAGACAGACCCUACAAGUGCCCUCACGCCGGAUGUGAAAAGGCAUUCACACAGCUCUCAAACCUCCAGUCUCACCAACGGCAACACAACAAGGACAAGCCCUACAAGUGUCCGAACUGCUACCGGGCCUACUCGGACUCUGCCUCGCUCCAGAUCCACCUCUCGGCACACGCAAUCAAGCACGCCAAGGCCUACUGCUGCAGCAUGUGUGGGCGGGCCUACACUUCAGAGACCUAUUUGAUGAAGCACAUGUCAAAACACACGGUGGUUGAACAUCUAGUGAGUCAACACUCUCCUCAAAGGACGGAGUCUCCCAGUAUCCCUGUCCGAAUCUCGCUCAUCUGAGUCUCGGGGAGCAGCUUCCACCGCCCGGCCUGGCCCCGCUCCCAUGCAGCCACCUCCUCUUGAAUCCCAGAAGUGGGGAGCAAAAGACAAGUACACUUUGGCAUCACGGUCAAACAACCCACGGUCCCUGCUCCGCAGCACCCCUCCUGCCAUGGGGGGGGGGGGGAAGAGAUUUUUCGUUCCAUGUUGUUGGCAGCCAAAGACAAUCCCAGAGCACUUUGAACAUGUCCACACCUCUCCCUUCCCUGUAACAGAGCCUCUGCCGCUCUGGAUCCCCACUUCUCUCCCCUCCAAGAUCCCUGUUCCACUUUAAUUUCGCACAGGAAAAUUGUCACCCAACGGGCCAGGAAUUUGCAAAGCAGAUAACGGGGAGCCGGCCCCCUUCUGGACUCUUCUCUGGAGCCGCUACAGGACUGCCUUGGCCAAAAAUGGGGCAGCGUUAGGUGAUUUGUGCUGCUCGCUGCAGGGGGGGGGUGGGCACCCCAGGAGUGGCCUUUGGCUAGGGUGGGCACGGUGGGAGGUGAUGAGUCUCAGAGGCUGCAACAUCACGCGGUCAGAAGCCAUGACCCAUUGCGCCAGUGUUGGUGCAACGGAUUACAUCAAUGCUCAGAGGUAAUGAGGUUGCCACACCUUCGGCUAGGAGGUGGAAGGGAGUGGGGGGGGGCUGUCCUAGAAAUAGAUGAGGGGGCACCUUCGGAAUAUGGUUGGGAGACACCCUGUAGCAGGGGGGAAGUUGGCAAGAGACUGGCAGUGUUAUGCGGAUUCAGAAGUACACAAAGCUUUGCCCAUCACUUUAAUCUUGAGGCACCACGCGAAAGCCUGCCCACCUGCAGUGCCAUCCUUGUGUAUGGGUAGCCUUCAACCCUGCUCUCUCAUUGUAUGGAAAAGGAGGAGAGGGGGCUGGGUCUUUUCUGCGGGGAGGAAAGAUGGGCAUUGACCUGGUCCUGGGUAAUGCUGCCAUUCGGCUCACCCACAGUAAGAUGUGCCAGUCCAUUUCUCCCAUCUCUGCAGAGGGCUGCCAGCUGACAGAAGUGAAGCCCCAAGGGUGUUUUGGGGCAGAAGACAGGUGUGGGGGGGGUGGCUCUUGAUCCUGGCUGCCCUACCCUUCGAGACUGCUUGCAGUCUCUCCAGGGAUACCUCCAGCACUGGUUAGCAGGGCUGGAAGAACCUAGGGCUCUCCUCCCAGGGCGUGCCCACAGCAUUGGUGGGGUGGGUGGGGCACAGGUUCCUCCCUAGCCCCAGAAAAGAAACAUAAGCAAGUUGCUCAUUCCAAUUUCCAUUUGAACAUGGCGAUAGCAGGCACAUAUUUGCAGAAUGGUCAUCCUUUCCCAGUUGCUGUCGUUUGAGGGGGGGGGGGGGGUUGAUCCCCUUGCACCAAGAUCUAGGGGGAUUAGAGAGUUUUAAAAAAAAACACCCACACACCAGUAUUCCAGAGAAUUCUGGGAUUCCCAAAGGCUCGUUUGCUUGCAAAGCCACGUUCUGUUGCCUUGAGAGGGGUCAGCUUCCUAGUGACUCCAGAGGACUGAGCACCUCCUAGAAUCCCCCCCAAAAAAACCCAUCCCCUAAGCAAGUAGUUCCUGGAAGCCCCAUUGAUUGAGGGGAAGCUUCCAGGCGGUUCAGAAAAUCUGCAAACCGCAGCAACACAGAAAGUGUGGUUAUGAUCCUCUGCCACUCUUUCCUCAAAUUCCUGUCAAAUGGGAAAAACACCUUUUAAAGCUGUAUUGAGACACUAAAUUUGCUACCCAAGAUUGGAAACAGAGGACAACAUUGCAGUUUCCCGGGGGGGGGGGGGGGGGGAGCCUGUCAAAUGGCACUUCUUUUUCACUUGCUAUGUUUUAGCCAUUUCCAGUUUUCCCAGAUGCUACAUGUGCCCCAGGUCUCCCCCCCCCACUGCCAUGGGUCAACGGGUCAUCUGUGGCCACCCCUGUGGCUGAGGAAAGGCCAUGGCCUCCUGGGUGCUGUAAAGAGGAACAGCUCAAAGCGCCAACAUGAUGGCACCCUCUCUGGCUCUUAACGUCUUCUGUGGCUCCUUGGAUAGCUGUGAAGAGACACUGGCAUGAUGCCAACUGCUCUUGCCCCAGGAGCCCCUCACCAAAAGAAAAAAGUAGUUUUUCUGAGGUAGUGCUGCACCUCCCUCAAACCAAGGUCUCAUGGCAGCUCUCUCAAGGGCACAUCGGCUCAUUGCCCGGCAGACUGGAAAGUGCAAGGAAAAGGGGCCACAAAACUUCCCCAAACCACAAGACUUAAAAACCGCCUCUAUAUUAUGUACCCUUCAAUUGUGUUUUUUUAAAAAAUAUAUAUGAACUACUUUUUUUAAGAUAAACUUUUUAAGCCUUAAAAAUAUAUAAUUUUGUUUUUUAUCAGUUGUUUCUUUUACUGUUUGUAUUUGAUUUGAUCUUUUCUU
Messenger RNA from Zootoca vivipara (common lizard), 15115 nucleotides. It is a transcript of the gene ZNF362, whose product is annotated as zinc finger protein 362. The record is from RefSeq and is a predicted model, not a curated record. Lineage: Eukaryota; Metazoa; Chordata; Lepidosauria; Squamata; Lacertidae. Gene Ontology annotation, biological process: regulation of transcription by RNA polymerase II. Gene Ontology annotation, cellular component: nucleus. Gene Ontology annotation, molecular function: DNA-binding transcription factor activity, RNA polymerase II-specific.